Salvelinus namaycush (lake trout) is the source of this 2501-nucleotide messenger RNA. Its product is annotated as zinc finger protein 79-like. NCBI's taxonomy places the organism in Eukaryota, Metazoa, Chordata, Actinopteri, Salmoniformes, Salmonidae. Gene Ontology annotation, biological process: regulation of transcription by RNA polymerase II. The record is from RefSeq and is a predicted model, not a curated record. The coding region runs from base 150 to 2156 and encodes 668 amino acids. Gene Ontology annotation, molecular function: DNA-binding transcription factor activity, RNA polymerase II-specific; RNA polymerase II cis-regulatory region sequence-specific DNA binding. The transcript has 7 exons.
UGCUAUUGAAAUUGCGCACUCAUCUCCACUUCACUACAUUGUUGUUAUUUAGCAAUAUCUACGGAUUGUUUAUUGCACAUUAGCUUACUUAAAUAGUAUACUAUUUACUUAACACAGAGAAUACACAUCUGUAAUUUGGGCUGGACAAGAUGGCCAGCUGCAAUUUUCAGGCGCAGUUUGUAUCCAUUAUGGAGGUAUUGGCUAAAGCAGCUGUAACAGAAAUAAACAAACGUGUAGAUGAUAGCUGUGCUGUUAUACGUUUGGAAAUGACCCAAAGCCAGCGAGAUAUUGAUGUACUGAAAAGGAAGUGUCAAAUGAUGGAGAGCGAGCUGAAGAAAACGCGCAGACGAAAAGGUUUUUACCCCGUGGCAUCAGAGAGACCUUCAUAUCCAGUCAAGAUUGUUUCAAACAAGCAGAGGAGUACCUCACAGUGGAGAGACAGCGAGAUGUCUGUUGAAGGGGACUCUCAACCCCUGCCUACAGAUGUGGAGCAGAGAGUGGAGACUGAACCCAUACUGAUCAAAGAUGAGGAGACAGCAGAGGACGUGUGGAAGACUGACCCUCAGGAAGAGCUCAGGAUCACUGGAGAGGAGUCUGGUUCCAAGCCUGGGAAACCACCAUCCUUUGAGCAACGGCACUGUGAUGAAGACUUCAUCACACAACCCAACAUAUCUCCAGAAGACUCAGUGGAAAAUUACCCCAAUUCUGUUCAUCCAGAGGAACCAGGCACACCUUGGCUAUCAUCUACAGAGGUGUUCAGCACAGAGCAGCAACAGCCAGACGAGGACGAGGACUCACUAGACCUAGUGAUGGUGAAGGAUGAGAAAGAGGAGGAGUUAGAUCAGACCACGGCCCUGGCAGGACCUGACCAGUUUGUCAUGGAUGAGACUGAUGGGCAGCUGUGGACCUCUGUGGAUCCAGGCAGAGACACUGACCCUGAUGGCCACCCAGAUUUCUCCUUUCAUUCCACAGAAGAGUACUCUCAGAAUAUCUCAAUUUUCCCAUCUCAUAGUGGGCUGCCAUCCGUUUCUACUAUGACAGAUGAAGUGGGGCCAUCACUUCACACUUCUAUAUGGAAACCACAUGCUAACAUGUUCAGUGCAGCAGCACACAUGAAAAGACAUAUCAGGACAAUGGCUGAUGAGACUAGACAACAGAUGCCAGAGGGACAGAGCAGUGAGAUGCUGAACUCAAGUAAUGAAGGAAAUAGUUUAGCUCUACAGCCAAGACUGCAUCAAUACAGGGCUUCAGAAGCAACAGUGAGAUUGAGUGAGUGCAUGACAGGGUCAAACAUGGCCACCACCUCCACCUUCUCUGGAUACAGCCUGAGUCACAGUAGUUUUAACAUGGUGAAGAGAAUGAGGACUCAGUGGAGAUCAGGCGGCACCACCGAGAGGCGUUUCAGCUGCACCUUCUGUGGGAAGAGCUUCCAGCGUCUCUGCCAGCUCAAAGUACACCUCCGGAGUCACACCGGAGAGAAACCAUACACCUGUGAACAGUGUGGCAGGAGUUUCACCAAACAGUGCAACCUGAUCAGACAUGCUCUGGUCCACACCGGGGAGAAGCCUUACGAGUGCACACAGUGUGGGAAAUGCUUCACCCAGCGCUCCAAAAUGAAGUCACAUCAAAGAACUCACAUAGGGGAGGAGAAACCGUACACCUGUGAACAGUGUGGCAGGAGUUUUACCAAGCAGUGCAACCUGAUCAGACAUGCUGUGGUCCACAGCGGGGAGAAGCCCUACGAGUGCACACAGUGUGGGAAAUGCUUCACCCAGCGCUCUAACAUGACAUCACAUCAAAGAACUCACAUAGGAGAGAGGAGAUAUGACUGCACCUUCUGUGGGAAGAGCUUCCAGCGUUUCAGCGAGCUCAAAGUACACCUCCGGAGUCACACCGGAGAGAAACCGUACACUUGCGAACAGUGUGGCAGGAGUUUCACCCAGCAGUGCAACUUGAUCAGACAUGCUCUGGUCCACACCGGGGAGAAGCCCUACGAGUGCACACAGUGUGGGAAAUGCUUCACCCAGCGCUCCAAAAUGAAGUCACAUCAAAGAACUCACAUAGGGGAGAGUCCAGUGUCUCAAUGUGCGGUACCCACAUACCCUGCGGAUCCACAAACAAGUUUAAUGAUGUCUCAGAACAGAUGGAACAAAUAGUUAAUAAUUACAUAAUUUUUCUGUAACACUUUCUAUGUGAAAAUGUGGUACAGAAAGUAUUUUGAGACAUGUUGAUAAGCUUUUUCUUUCAAUUGAUUUGUGAAAUGGUUUUCAUGCUUGACUGUUGUCUGCUCCUCGUUUUCAUUUUAACAACUUAUUUACAACUGGUAACAAUGUGUAUUUCUACCACAAAAUCAUAAAACCAUAUUAUAUUCAAUCAAACUGAUUUAAUGAAAGAGUCAAUCUGCGCUUUUAGAUCAAUAAUACAGUGCCUUUGGAAAGUAUUCAGACCCCUUGACUUUUUCCACAUUUUGUUAGGUUACAGCCUUUUUCUAAAAUGUAUUA